UCACCGGCGUGCGAGGGGCACAUGGCGGCGGGCGCGAGCGGCUGUUCGAACGCGCCCGGGAAUGGAACGCGGGCGUCGUCGAGCUCGAGCCGACACGAGAAGAGCCUCGGGCUGCUCACCAGCAGGUUCGUGUCCCUGCUGCAGGAGGCCGAGGACGGGGUGCUGGACCUCAAGCAGUUGGUUUGCUGACAUGAAAUGGACUCCCUUUUCUUCAGAAUUCACGGCAGCUGAUAUACUUGAAGUGAGACAGAAAAGAAGAAUCUAUGAUAUCACCAAUGUGUUAGAAGGAAUUGGAUUGAUUGAGAAGAAGUCCAAAAACAGCAUCCAGUGGAAUGGCGUUGGUCCUGGGUGCAACAGUAAGGAAAUAAUAGAUCGAUUAAAACAUCUCAAGGCAGAGAUUGAAGACCUGGAAAUUAAGGAAAAAGAACUUGAUCAACAGAAAAUAUGGCUGCAGCAGAGCAUUGAAAAUAUAACAGAUGAUACUCAUAACAGCAGAUUGGCAUAUACCACUCAUGAAGAUGUCUGCAAGUGUUUUCAAGGUGAUACAUUGCUUGCCAUCCAGGCCCCUUCUGGCACACAACUCGAGGUACCAAUCCCUGAACUGGGACCAAAUGGACAAAAGAAGUACCAAAUUAAUUUGAAGAGUCAGUUGGGACCUAUUCGUGUUCUGCUCAUUAACAAGGAGUCCAGCUCUUCCAAGCCAGUGGUGUUUGCGGUUCCUCCUCCAGAAGACCUAAUGCAGCUACAGCCUGAGCUUGCAGCAGCAUUGACCCCACAAAAGUUCCCUGCGGCUUCAGACCAAGUUAUCUCCUUAAAAGAACCACAGUUUCUACAGGUUCCAUUGACCGAGCAAUCUCCUGAUUGUGGCCUGGAGCUGUCUCCCGUGGUACCAAUUACCCUCUAUUCAAGCAUGGCAUAUCCACCAGAGAAUUGCAGAGUAAUAACUCAAUCAAUACCUGAAUCAAUGGCAAAUGGUUCACAGUCGUUACCAUCAAUAAAUAUUGGAGGCAUUCUGAAACAUUCACCAGCCUCCCAUGAGCAAACCAAGAUGGAAGAUUCUGGUGGAGCAAUAGAUGGGGAUAUUAUGGAUGAAUUUAUGUCAUCAGAUGUGUUUCCUCUACUUCGGCUUUCCCCUCCUCCGGCUGAUGAAUACAGUUUCAACCUGGAUGAAAAUGAAGGUGUCUGUGAUCUUUUUGAUGUACAGAUUCUGAAUUAUCGGUUUUAACCCAUAUGACCAGCAUCCCUGAGCAGUCAUAUCUACCUCGGGUCCACCAUUUCAGCCUUCAUAGACUACAUCAUUCCCGUCUUUUGACAUGCUCUUGCAGCAUUCUGGUGGACAAGAAUUGCAAGAUUUCAGUUUGUAAAUUAUUUUCCUCACAAGUCCACAUCCUCAUGACUUCUUCUAUAACGAUUAAGUUUGUUGCAUAAUCGUAGUAUGUAAGCCAUCCUAGACUGUUCCUCACACCCUGCCCCACAUUGCGAUGAUACUGCCACAAAUAAUCUUAGUAGUAUUGAAACAAAAAGUACUUAAUUCACCUAAUAUAAUUGACUGCCUUUUUGAGGGAUUGGAAGAGAACUUUGAUUUUUUUAUAUCUGCACUCUAAAAACAUUUUAAGUGCUUUUUUGUUCUUGCACUUUAGGAGUGUUCUCUUUCAGAUCACAAACUUUAGAUUUCAUUUCAAGCAUUCUCGUAAUGCGUCGUUUUCACUAUAUAGAGCCUGCCUCUUUAAUAGAUGGACUUUAGACCAGUUUUGCUGUACAUUUCUCUUGUCAUUCCAACAUGCUUUCUAAAUUGGAGGCAAAAUGUGAAACAAGAAAAGUUAUCCAUAACAGUAAUUGGUAUUCUGCUUAACUGCAUACUAUUCCAAUGUCUUCCAAGUAUGUACUAAAACCUACUGGUAUAGUCACUGUAACUGACCACUGUGAAGAUCAAAAUAUAAAAAAAGUUGAAUUAUUGGUAAAUUAUGCAAAUAAUGUCAAAUAUGUCUUGUCUCUAACAUUAAAUGUUUUUGAAUGAACAUUUAACACAAUGUAGAUAAUUCUACUUGAGCCAGAUUGGAACUUGUGCAUCUUUGAUGACAUGUUUGCAAUUUGUAUUCUAUAUAAGUAGAUAAUAGCAUUCCUUGGAGUGCCUUUAGUUUAGACUCUUUGUUUCAUUCAGUUUUUAUAUUGACCAAAGUUUGUUUGUUAAAAAAGGCAAAAAGGAUUAAAGCAUCAAGUGUC
Messenger RNA from Callorhinchus milii (elephant shark), 2223 nucleotides. Its product is annotated as transcription factor E2F5. The record is from RefSeq and is a predicted model, not a curated record. NCBI's taxonomy places the organism in Eukaryota, Metazoa, Chordata, Chondrichthyes, Chimaeriformes, Callorhinchidae. Gene Ontology annotation, biological process: regulation of transcription by RNA polymerase II. Gene Ontology annotation, cellular component: RNA polymerase II transcription regulator complex. Gene Ontology annotation, molecular function: DNA-binding transcription factor activity, RNA polymerase II-specific; protein dimerization activity; RNA polymerase II cis-regulatory region sequence-specific DNA binding. The transcript is spliced from 10 exons. Bases 62 to 1225 code for a protein of 387 amino acids.